Ricinus communis (castor bean) is the source of this 1637-nucleotide messenger RNA. Its product is annotated as disease resistance protein RPM1-like. The coding region runs from base 1 to 927 and encodes 308 amino acids. Gene Ontology annotation, molecular function: ADP binding. The transcript has a single exon. The record is from RefSeq and is a predicted model, not a curated record. NCBI's taxonomy places the organism in Eukaryota, Viridiplantae, Streptophyta, Magnoliopsida, Malpighiales, Euphorbiaceae.
AUGGCUGCACCAGCUGUGGGUUGGGCAAUUAAUAAGUUGGAUACAUUAUUAACCGGAGAGGUGAAACUACUCAGAAAUGUCCAUACAGAGCUUCAAGGCAUCAGAGAUGAACUUGAGUCAAUUGAAUCAUUCCUAAAAGAUGCAGAUUUGUGGUUUUAUCAAGAAAAUGUGGACAGCCGUUUCAAGACUUGGGUGAAACAAGUCGCACGGGUUGCUUUCCAAAUAGAAGAUGUCAUUGAUGAGUACAUGCUUCAUGUUGCACGCCACCGAGAUCAACAUGGCUUUCUGCAUAAAAUCACUCGACUUGUCACGAAAUUAAAGAUACGUCAUCGCAUAGACUCAAAGAUCCAAGAUCUCAAGAAAUCAGUUCGUGUAAUAAGGGAAAGAAGUGACAGAUACAACUUCAAUUCUUCAUCAGAGCAAGGAAGCAGUGAUAGGCAUAACACACGGCAUGACCCUCGGGUUCUUUCCCUUUUCAUUGAGGAAGCUGAACUUGUUGGUAUUGAAUCUCCUAAAUCUGAAUUGACAAGCAGAUUAGUAGAGGGAGCUUCUGAAAUUGCUGCCAUCUCUUUGGUGGGCAUGGGAGGAUUAGGAAAAACCACUCUUGCCAAGAAAGUAUACGACUCAAAAAUAGUCACUGCACAUUUUGAUUGCAAGGCUUGGAUCACAGUGUCCCAAUCGUACAAGGAGGAGGAGCUACUAAGGACCAUGAUACGAAAACUCCAACGCGAAAAUAUGCUACCUGCAUUCGGAAUUAACAUGAUAAACGAGUUGUCGCUAAUUCCGGAAUUGAGAGAAUAUUUAAAAGAAAAAAGGUACAUGGUGAUCUUUGAUGAUGUUUGGGGUAUUGAUUUCUGGGAAUAUAUAAUGACAGCGUUACCUGAUAAUGGUAAAGGCAACAGAGUUAUGAUCACAACUCGUAAUUAAGGUGCCGCCCCUUCUCCUUUCAGACUUCAACCUCUGCCUGAAGGAGAAGCCUAUGAGCUCUUCUGCAAAGAAGGUGUUCCGAUCAAAUGGUGGAAAUUGUCCAUCGCAGCUGGAACAGUUGUCUCAUGCCAUUGAGAAAAAAUGUGAAGGUUUGCCCCUUGACAUCAUGACAAUAGGUGGUGUAUUGGCAACUAAAGAUAAGGUUGUUUCAUAAUGGAAAAAAAUCUAUUAUGGCCUUAGUUCCUUUCUGGAAAGUGAUCAACGACUCUCAAACAUCAUAAAAUUUUAUCACUAAGCUUUGAUGAUCUGCCUUACUAUUUGAAAUCUUGUUAUUUGUAUUUGAGCCUAUUUCGAGACGGCUACUCCAUUCGUUGCUCGAGAUUGAUUCGAUUAUGGAUAGCUGAGGGCUUCAUAAAAAAAACAUAUGGCAGAAUAGCGGAAGAGGUAGCUGAAGAAUACUUUAAUGAACUUGUUAAUAGAAGCUUGGUUCAAGUAGAAAAGUUUAGUGUUCAUGGUAAGGCUAGAAAAUGCAGGGUCCAUGAUUUGUUGCGAGAGAUAAUUCUUUCACACUCAAGAGAGUUAAACUUUCAUCAAGUUUCAAUUGAGAAUUAUUUAGGUUUGGAAGGAAGAUGCUGGCACCUUUCAAUUGAUGCCACAGUGAAUAACAUUUCGGAGAGCAACAACGUUUCUCAAACUCAUUCUAUUAUUUU